AUGGGAUUUGAUCGUGAGCAUAUUGUGAUGCUUCCCAUGAUAGCUAAGGGUCAUCUCAUACCAUUCUUGGCACUAGCAAAGCAAAUGCAACAGAAAACAGGGUUUACCAUCACCAUUGCCACAACCCCACUCAACAUUCAAUACCUGCAAGCUACCAUUUCCUCAACUUCAUCAUCAUCAAACACUCAAUCACACUCCAACAAUUUUGACAUCAACUUGGCUGAGCUUCCAUUCUGCAGCUCAGACUUUGGCUUGCCCCCAGACACUGAGAGCACAGAGAAUUUGUCUCUGAAACAAAUUGGAGAUCUUUGUGCUGCAACAGUGAAUCUUGAAGUUCCUGCUCGCCGCCUAAUCUUGGAUAUCAUCGAAAAAGAAGGCCGCCCGCCACUUUGUAUUAUCUCAGAUACGUUCUUUGGGUGGGCUACUAAUCUUGCAAAGAGCUCAGGCACUGUGAAUGUGACUUUCACAACAUCCGGUGCUUAUGGCAGUGCAGCCUUCAUGUCCAUUUGGCUUAACCUCCCACACCGAUCCACAGCUUUAUGCGAUGGCUACUUCACGCUGCCCGGGUUUCCAGAUCAGUCUCGUUUUCAUAUCUCUCAGCUGCAUCACUAUAUAAGAGCAGCAAAUGGGACAGAUUCUUGGUCAAAAUUUUACCAGUCCCAGUUUUCACUUUCUACCAAAUCUUUCGGUUGGUUGUGUAAUACUGCUGAGGAAAUUGAGCCACUUGGAUUGGAGAUUUUGAGGCAUUACUUUAGGCUUCCUGUUUGGUCCAUUGGACCUCUUAUUCCCAAAGAUUCUCUCAAGAACUCAUCCACUUCGGAUUUAAGAGUUUCAAGGCAACCUGCUGAAAAAUGCAUGGAGUGGCUGGACUCGCAUGGCUCAGAUUCUGUUGUUUAUAUUUCCUUUGGUUCUCAGAACACAAUCAGUGAAACACAGAUGAUAGAAUUGGCUAUUGGGUUAGAAGAAAGUGGAAGGGCUUUUAUUUGGGUCAUUAGGCCUCCAGUUGGGUAUGAUAUGAAGGGAGAAUUCAGAGCUGAAUGGUUGCCUCGAGGGUUCGAAGAUCGAAUGUGCAAAAGCAAGAAAGGCUUGUUGGUGCACAACUGGGCACCACAGUUGGAGAUUUUGUCACACAAAUCCACAGGGGCAUUUGUAAGUCAUUGUGGGUGGAAUUCAGUGCUGGAGAGCCUAAGCCAAGGAGUUCCGAUUAUAGGGUGGCCCUUGGCAGCCGAGCAGGCGUUUAACUCAAAGAUGCUGGUGGAGGAGAUGGGUGUGAGUGUGGAGCUGACAAGGGGAGUGCAGAGCGUUAUUGUUGGCAAGGAGGUGAACAGAUUGAUAGAUUUGGUAAUGGACAAAAGUGGCGAAGGAGGAGAAAUGAGGAAAAAAGCUGGUGCAAUUAAGGCGCAGAUAAGAGCAGCAAUAAGAGAGGAGGCUGAAUUCAAGGGAUAUUCUGCAAAGGCAAUGGAUGAUUUUCUUGAAGCCAUUCUAUCAACAAGACAAAAACAAAAAUCCUAA
Molecule: messenger RNA, 1512 nt
Organism: Prunus armeniaca (apricot)
Lineage: Eukaryota; Viridiplantae; Streptophyta; Magnoliopsida; Rosales; Rosaceae
Source: the annotation of a GenBank genome assembly